Molecule: messenger RNA, 7331 nt
Organism: Oncorhynchus keta (chum salmon)
Lineage: Eukaryota; Metazoa; Chordata; Actinopteri; Salmoniformes; Salmonidae
Product: transcriptional repressor p66-beta-like
Exons: 11
Coding region: 501-2576 (691 amino acids)
Biological process (GO): negative regulation of transcription by RNA polymerase II
Cellular component (GO): NuRD complex
Molecular function (GO): sequence-specific DNA binding
Source: RefSeq, a predicted model, not a curated record
AAUAUGUUUCAAAUACAUAAGGUCCAAGUGAUUGCAUAAGAAACAGUCUACAAGAACUUGACAAAACUGCCCCUUGACUAAAAAUAGUAUAAAUGCAUCAAAGAAGGCCCAGUAGGCUACAAUCAAUUAAUUCGACGCGAUGUCUACAGUAGAAUAACUGACAACAUGAGCAAAUGUCAUGUUUUCGAUGGCAUAUAGCCUAAAUAUUGUAUUGUUCACAGGAUGGGCAUCUCGGUCAAUUUCUCCUCUUUUCUCCCCUCCAGACAACAACAUACACCUUUUGAGUAGAGGCGCGUCAGUGACACAAGCGCGGUCCAAUAAUUUGUCUGUCUGGUUACGGACAGAGAGCGUGAGAGCUUGUCGGGGCCCAAUCAGCGCUUUUGUAUUGCCUGCCAGUGCCGGGGACUGACUGGUUGUGAGGAUUUACUGCAGCGCCCCAGGAUCCCAAAGCCAAACCCGAAGCCAGUGGAACCUGCGGGGUGAAGGCGAGUCAGUCCAUUAUGGAGCGACUGAAUGAGGAGGCGGUGCGGCUGAGCCUGCUGAAGCGAGGCCUGGACUCCUCCUCGCCUGCAGGUGGCGCCACGAGCAGUGAGCGAGACGAGCUGCUCUCCAAACGCAUCAAGAUGGAGGGCCACCAAGCCAUGGAGCGCCUCAAGAUGCUGGCCUAUCUGAAACGCAAGGACCUGGCCAGCCUGGAGGGGGGAGUGUUGGGAGGGGUCUCAGGAGGUGGGGCUCUAGGGGGUGAGGUCAAGGGUCAUGGGUCUUCAGGGGGAGGGGCUUAUGAGGAGAAGACCAAUGGGAGCCUCCGUGGUCAAGUUGUGGGAGCCCAUGGCAUGGUGGGAAAGAGCGGGAAGGAGAACAUGGGCGAGGAGCCGGUGGAUUUCAGCGCCCGGAGAGGUGACGUUGACCGGGAGCGACACACACCCUCCCCUGAUGUGAUCGUUCUGUCAGACAAUGAGGCGUCCAGUCCAAGAGGGCCCAGCCAAGGGGAAGAACGCCUGAGGGUAGCGAACCUGGAGAUGUUUAAGGGUAAGACAGGGGAGGAGAGGCAGAAGAUGAUCAGGGCUCUGAGAGAGGAGCUGAGGCUGGAGGAGGCCCGGCUGGUGCUGCUGAAGAAGCUGAGGCAGAGCCAAAUGCAGAAGGAGAACCUGGUGCAGAAGGUCCCUGUGGUCCAGAACACAGCGUCUGCCCUCCAGAGCGGUGCCGUCCACGGGGCUCAGAGCAUGAGCAAGAUGUCUGGCCGCCCUGGCCACCACACCCCAGAGCCCCAGAACCAUCGCACUGCACAGGUGGGCUACAGCAUUGCACAGGGUCACUCAGUGAUCAGGUCAGCCACCAACAGCUCCAUGUCUCAGAUGAUGAUGUCACAGAGCAGGGUGAUAGCGCCCAAUCCUGCCCAGCUGCAGGGCCAGAGGCUGGCACAGCAGAAGCAGGGUGGCAUGCGCUCCUCGACUGGCAGCUCUAACAACGCCGUUAGCUACCAGCAGUCUUCCACCCAGCAGGUGGCAGCUUCUCAGCGCUCUGGCUCCUCCUCCUCCUCGGCCAUCUACAUGAGCUUGACCCACAUGCAGGCGGCCGGAGCCGCGGGAGGGGUCAGCGGGGUGUCGGGGGUGGGGGCGGUCAGCCCCUCAGCCACACACAGCCCAGGGGGGACAUCGGUGGGCUCUUCCAUGGUAGACACAGCCAGUAGCCAGGCGGCCGCCAAGCUAGCCCUGAGGAAGCAGUUGGAAAAAACACUGCUGGAGAUCCCGCCUCCAAAGCCACCGGCACCACUCCUCCACUUCCUGCCGUCAGCGGCCAACAGCGAGUUUAUCUAUAUGGUGGGCCUGGAGGAGGUUGUGCAGAGUGUCAUUGACAGUCAGGGUAAACUGCGUUUGCCCUCCUCCAUGGAACCCUUUUCUUGUGCCCAGUGCAAGACGGACUUCACCCCUCACUGGAAGCAGGAGAAGGGUGGGCGCAUACUCUGCGAGACCUGUAUGUCAUCCAAUCAGAAGAAGGCACUGAAGGCCGAGCACACCAAUAGGCUGAAGAACGCCUUCGUUAAGGCUCUACAGCAGGAGCAGGAGAUUGAGCAGAGAAUCCAGUUGCAAGCCGCUCUUGCCACCAGUUCAGCUCAAACUGUUCCAAGCGUCAGUAAGGCUGAGUCCAUGAGCAGACAUCACACACACAGACAGGCGCCUCAGCCCCAGGUGACCCAGUCACAGGCCUCCCUCCAACGGGGUAUGUCUGGCUCGGCCCGGGGUGUUCUGUCCAACUUCGCCCAGGCUUCCCAGCUCUCAGUGGCCAGCAGCCUGCUGGGCAUGACUGGAAAGCGUAGUGGACAGCUGAGCACUAGUGGGCACAGCCGGGCACAGCAGCAACAGCAGCAACAGCAGCAACAGCAGCAGCAGCAGCAGCAGCAGCAUCACGACAACCGCCGCCAGCUCUACAGCAUCCCUGGGGUGAACAUUGCCUACCUGAACCCAGGCAACGUGGUCGGCCACAAGGGGUCGAGCCUGGCUGACCGCCAGAGGGAAUACCUGCUGGACAUGAUCCCGCCUCGCUCCAUAUCCCAGUCCAUCAGCGGACAGAAAUGAACCUCACCCCGCCCCGACGCAAUACCACAGCCCUUCCCCACACCACACCCCAACCUCCAUCGCAUGCAGUGCCUGUUAGUGUGCCUACCAAACUAACCUGUAUGAAGAACACAAUCAACGAGUCAAAAGAGGCCACCAAACUCUGAAAUGACUUUUCAUUUGAACGUGAUGCAAACCCCUUUUAAUUCCUCUUGUUAUUAAUAUCGUCAUUAGUGCUAUGGAUGUUGUUACUACAUUGCCGCUACCAGUUAUGAGCGUGCCCAUCUUUGUGGAGAACCCCUGUCUUUAUAUGCUUGUGGCAGUGUCCCGAGUGUGGGGUGUCUUUUGUUUUCGAUUUAUGCGCUUGUUUUUGAAGCAAUAUUUUGUCUCGCUUGAGCUUUCCUUACCGGACUCAAGUCUUUGUUAUGUCGGGAAUUACCAAGCUAUCUUUUUGAGAACUGCACCACUCUCCAAUCCCUGCUCUUAGUCUGAUUUAUGAUUUCAACCAUCACUCUGUUUUUCCACAUUUGGUUGUGAAUUGUUGGAGGAGGAAUUGUACCAGCCCGGCCAAACCUUUGUUUUAAAAAGGUGAUUGUGAUGGUUUAACUUUGACCUGAAUCUGUCAAGCCUUUGAGCUUGAGCUUUCUUCAAAGAUUUGUGGGGAGAAAAGAGGAUGUUUGAGACCCUGGAGUUGUCUGGAGCAAUGCUCCUCUAACUGAUUGUUGAAACAAGGAUGGAUACAUAUCCCACAAAGUGAGAGAGCCCAAUGCACCAUCUGGACUUGGAUUGGAUGCACCGCUGAAAAAAUACUACUCCCAUUGUACAUGAAGGCAUAGAAACUGAACCUAUAGCAGAGUUGCCCUGUAUCCUUUCACCUUUUCAUUUGAGGCAGAUGGGGGGUGGGGGGCUGUAGUUCAGAAGUUAGUAUCCUAAAGCAUAUAUAAUUGAUGGGGUAUUGAUUGGAGAUAUCAUUUAGAGGGUUUUGAUUGGCAGAGAGAUCAUGUGAUCGUACCUAAUUGGCUGAGAGAUCAGGUGAUAAGGUUGUUAUUUAAUUGGAGAGGAUACAGGUAUUGGAUUUGGUGGGAGGGAUCAUCCUUAGACCGAAAAUUGAAGGGGUUUCCAAUAGGACCAUGGUUUGUACUUAUUUAGGAGUGGGAAUGAGGGGGGAGGCACAGGUGUUGAUCCCUCUCUCCCCUGUUUUCAUCUCCUAGCUAAUAGGAUUUGCUAUUGUUCACUCUACCCUGUCAUUCAGAGUUCUGGAUUCCGUUUAGAUACUAUUUGAACUUUCUUAUGUCAACAUUAUCCCCAUGGUGUCUGGGAGGCAUUUGAAAACGGUCAUGGAGAGUGGCUAGCUAUUAGCUUUAAGCCUGCUCUAAGCUAUUUAGAUGUUUGGUGUCUUCUGAAGUGUUAGUGUAUCUGAAAGGUACUUUGCACAGGAGACAAUAAAUAAAUACAGAAUGACAAAUGCAACUUGAAUAUUUACAUAAAUCAAACAGUUAUAUAGGAGACAUAUACAGGAUAUACAGUAACAGUCAAAAGUUUGGGCACACCUACUCAUUCAAGGGUUUUUCAUAGUUGUUCUACAUUGUAGAAAAUAGUUAAGACAUCAAUACUAUAAAAUAACACAUAUGGAACCAUGUAGUAACCAAAAAAGUGUUAAAGAAAUCAAAUUAUAUUUGAGAUUCUUCAAAGUAGCCACCCUUUGUCUUGAUAACAGCUUUGCACAAUCUUGGCAUUCUCUCAACCAGCUUCACCUGAAAUUAUUUUCCAACAGUCUCGAAGGAGUUCCCACAUAUGCUGAGCACUUGUUGGCUGCUUUUCCUUCAAUCUGCAGUCCAACUCAUCCCAAACCAUCUCAAUUGGGUUGAGGUCGGGUGAUUGUGGAGACCAGGUCAUCUGAUGCAGCUCUCCAUCACUCUCUUUCUUGGUCAAAUAGCCCUUACACAGCCUGGAGGUGUGUUUUGGGUCAUUGUCUGUUGAAAAACAAAUGAUAGUCCCACUAAGCGCAAACCAGAUGGGAUGGCGUAUCGCUGCAGAAUGCUGUAGCCAUGCUGGUUAAGUGUGCCUUGAAUUCUAAAUAAAUCACUGACAGUGUCACCAGCAAAGCACCAUCACACCUCCUCUUCCAUGCUUCAUGGUGGGAACCAAACCACACAUGCAGAGAUCAUCCGUUCACAUACUCUGUGUCUCACAAAGACAUGGCGGAUGGAAACAAAAAUCGCAAAUUUGGACUCAUCAGACCAGUCUCCUCUGAACAGUUGAUGUUGAGAUGUGUCUGUUACUUGAACUCUGUGAAGCAUUUAUUUGGGUUGCAAUUUCUGAGGCUAGUAACUAAUGUACUUAUCCUCUGCAGCAGAGGUAACUCUGGGUUUUCCUUUCCUGUGGUGGUCCUCAUGAGAGCCAGUUUCAUCAUAGUGCUUGAUGGUUUUUGCGACUGCACUUGAAGAAACUUUAAAGUUCUUGAAAUGUUCUGGAUUGACUGACUAUCCCGUCUUAAAGUAAUGAUAGACUGUCGUGUCUCUUUAAUUAUUUGAGCUGUUCUUGCCAUAAUAUGGACUUAGCCCUAUUUGGUAAAAUAUCAUCUUCUGUAUACCACCCCUACCUUGUCACAAUACAACUGAUUAGCUCAAACGCAUUAAGAAGGAAAGAAAUUCCACAAAUUAACAAGGCACACCUGUUAAUUGAAAUGCAUUCCAGGUGACUACCUCAUGAAUCUGUUUGAGAGAAUGCCAAGAGUGUCCAAAGCUAUCAUUAAGGCAAAGGGUGGCUACUUUGAAGAAUCUCAAGUAUAAAAUAUAUUUUGAUUUGUUUAACACUGGUUACUACAUGAUUUCAUAGGUUUUAUGUCUUCACUAUUAUUCUAUAAUGUAGAAAAUAGUAAAAAUAAAGAAAAGCCCUUGAAUGAGUAGGUAUGUCCAAACGUUUGACUGGUACUGUACAUAAGCACUUAGGUACAGAGAGUAAGGAUAUUGUUUUUUGUCCACCAGGAAUCCAGGAUGAAUUGAUAGAUUAUUAUUGAAUUGAUUAUUGUUCCAUCUCAUGAUAAUUGUGGCUCUAUUUCAGCAAUGCCUGAUGUUUAAUUAUUUCAGGAUCAAAUUUGGAAGUAACUAAUACUGGUGCAUCCAUUUUAAAGCAGCAGGAAAUAUGAAUUCUAAUUGAAUGUAUUUCUUGCAAGCAGGAGUUGCCUGGUUAUUGCCUCUUAUACCCUGCAGUUUAAAAUGUAAAAUAAACAUAUUGCCAGAGAGCAGUGGCUUACUCCUUGCCCUUUUUGAUAAACUUCAAAAGCAGGUGCAAUAUUUUGAGACACAGGGAAGAUAAAGUUAAUUUGAGUAUUUGUGCUGAAUGUUACUAUUUUAUCCAUUUAUUAUCCCAACUACAGUUAGGUAGCCUUACUCCCAUAUACAGUAAUAUAAGCACUAUUUCUGUUGCACCCAGAUGGAACAGAUGUUGUACUGGCCGUGUUCAGUAAGCACCAAACUGAAGCAAAUAUUUUAAACAGAGGUAGUACUACCUGCACUUGUCCUAUAGGGGAUUUCAUUUAUGUUGUCCGUUUGUUUGAAAACCUUUCCUAUUGUUUGUGUCUAAUGAACACGACCCAGGGUUUGCCGUAGUCCAUUAACACAGAACACUCCACAGCUAGAUCACUAUUUGGGAUGAACAAUAGUGUCAAUAGUGACACUCACUGUUUUUGAUAGUUUUCUUUGUCUUAUUUUGUUGUAUGUAUGCGUUAUAGACUUCAUCAUCAAUCUUUCUCGCUUUCUCAAACUAUGCCAGAUGCACCAUUUCAAAAUGUUUGUUUUAAAGAAACUAGAGAAAAACAGGAAAAAUAUCAUUUUCAAAUGUAAUUUUUGUAAAGUUUCAAACAUUUUAAAAAACUACAUUUUGCUGAUCUGUCUUUCGAUUUAAUUUCUGUCAAUUUUUUACAAAAAAAUGGGGAAAAGGAAAAAUCAAGAAAUAUAAUUAACUAAAGAAAUUGAAAUUGUCAGGUAAUAUUAUCUCAAACGGCUGUAGUUAUAAUAAUGAUCUAUUUAUUGUACAUAAGUGUUCCUCCUUUGUGGAAUAAGACACAUUGAAUUCAAGUUGGGUAUACAUUGUAUAGAAAAACUAACAAAAAGCCAUGGAUAUUGUGAAGCUUGUCAUUUUGUUUAUUGAUCAUUCCUGUGCCACAAAUGUGCAAAAAUGUGUGGGGUUUUUCUAUUUACUAUCAAAAGCAUUCUCUUUCUAUAUCUUGUUUUCUAGUACUUAGAGGCAGUAGGAUCAUCUUUUAUGGAGAGUUGUUUGAUCUAUCCCAGGACCACUUUGUCUAUACAUUGUAUGAAGUGCUCUGCUGUUACUACAUGCUUUACUUUCUGCAGCAUUGAUGUUCAGUUAGCGAUUAGUUAAUAUUAUUAUCAUUAUCCUUGUAAAAAUUAUUGUAAGGCUUGGCGUAGAUCAGACAACUGGAAUGGGACAUUUCAUUAUCUUUUUUUUUUCUCCUAGUAUAUAUUUUCCAGGGAAAGGCAGUGCAUGGUCCACAUAUAAGUAAGAAAGAGACUCAUGAGAUGAACAACCCGCUGUGUGUUUAAAAUACAGUCCUAAUGGAUAAGCUAUGUGCUAACCUAGCCAUGGUCAUGAAGCGAGUCUUCAAAUACACGUUUUAAAAGAUGAAGGAGUACUAGAUGUUGUGUCAAACAGAACUUGGAAUACUCUCAACAACACAACGCAAUACUGUCACAAUAUGACUCCAAUGGCUUGCAUCAUAUUCUGUCAAUAAAGUUUAAGCGAUGUUUUCAACUA